Molecule: messenger RNA, 3709 nt
Organism: Catharus ustulatus (Swainson's thrush)
Lineage: Eukaryota; Metazoa; Chordata; Aves; Passeriformes; Turdidae
Gene: MEAK7
Product: MTOR associated protein, eak-7 homolog
Exons: 9
Coding region: 322-1740 (472 amino acids)
Biological process (GO): TOR signaling
Source: RefSeq, a predicted model, not a curated record
CGGGCGGAGGUGCCGGAUGGCGCCGGCCGGGCCCGGGCCGGUGUCACAGCGUGGGGACAUCGGGGACAUCAUCGGGGACAGCGGGGCCGGCCCGGUGUCACUGUGCGGGUCCAUCGGGGCCGGGCCCGGGCCGGUGUCGCAUCCCGGGGGCCAUCAGAGGCCAUCAGGGGCCAUCGGGGCCGGGCCCGCCCUGCCGGUUACAGUGGUUUCCAUUCACUCCUCGGUGUUUGCCCCACGAUCGGCAUCUUCCUCAGGCAAACAAGGCUUUAGGCCUGAAGGUGAAGCAGCCGCAACCUGGCCUCUUAUUUACGGUUGAAAAAGAUGGGGAAUGCUGAAAGCAAUGCCUAUCAGAAUCACCUUUCCAGAUUUCUUCCUGAGGAGCAGUCUGACAUUGAUGGACUGUUCGACACCUUAUCAGGAUCGAGUGGCUCAGCUGGAGCAAAAAAUGCCAAAGCUGCAAAGAAAACUGUGACUCUGGCAGCACUACAGGCACACACCCGGGAGCCCCUGCCAGAGCCAAUGUCUGCUCGCUUGUACAAUGGAAUGAAAAGCAUUGACCUGCCUGGCAAAUCAUCCGGGCCGAGUGAACAGAUUGCUAAGGAGCAGUUUGUAAUUUUUAUGUCAAACCUCUUAAAAGGGAAUGCAGAUGAGAAGAUUAGCAUAAUAAUGAGAAUGAUCGACAAGAAGGGAGGGCCUCUGAAAGGCAAACAAAUCCAAGAGUUCACAGAGGAUCUGAUCACAUCUGUAGUCCAUGUACUGAGCUACAGGAAAGAGCUGAAAGGUUGGAGUUUGGAGAACACGAGGGAUUCUUCAAGUGGAGUCAAAGCUUUGGCUUCUGAGCUGCUCUCAGAAUUGAAGCUUCCAGAUGGGACAAAGCCCGCGGGUUCUCAGCUGCUGGAGACGAGUUUUGAGCGCAGUGUCAUUGAGGACUGGGUGUACCGAGUUCCCCAGAUCUCAGUUUUCCUCAGUGUCAUCAUCAGGCAAGGCCUCCACGUCCUGCAUUCCCUCCCAGACCAAACCAACGACAUCCUCAACCUGGUCCCUCACUGCAAAGGCAUCAAAGGACGAGGAGUUGUCAGCCUGUUUGACAUCCCAGCCAUCAUCUACAUCAACUCCCACCUGCCUGCAGAGAUGCAGCACAAGUGGCAGCUUUUAUUUUCCUCCAGGCUCCACGGGGAAAGCUUCUCACAGUUGUGUGCCCAUGUAGUGAACAAAGGGCCUUGCAUAGUGAUCAUAAAGGACUUGGAUGGUUUCCUCUUUGGUGGCUUUGCAUCUCACUCCUGGGAGGUGAAACCACAGUUUCAAGGUGACAACAGAUGCUUUCUGUUUUCUGUUUUCCCCACUCUGGCUGUGUACACAUACACAGGCUACAAUGACCACUACAUGUAUUUAAACCAUGGCCAACAGACUAUGCCAAAUGGACUUGGUAUGGGUGGACAGCAUGGCUACUUCGGGCUCUGGAUAGACAGUGACUAUGGAAAGGGCCACAGCAAAGCCAAACCUCGGUGCACCACCUACAACAGCCCCCAGCUGUCAGCCAAAGAGGAUUUCACACUGGAUGCCAUGGAAGUGUGGGCAGUGGGAGACACCCCUGAGAGUGCAGGGAAGAAGGGUAAGAAGAGUAUCCUGGAUGUGGAUCCUCAGGCUCAGGCCCUGUUGGAAAUGGCUGGGAAGAGCCGUCAGAGCGAAGGGCUCAGGGAGCCCGUGGAGGAGGAUGAAGAUGAUGAUGAUGAGAACUAAAGGAGCCACAGCAACACAAAAACCCUUUACUUUUAUUUACUUCAAGUGGUGAUCGUGUCUCUUGGACAAGAUAUUUUUUUCCUCUUUUUUCCCCCCUUGAAUGUACCUGAUUGUCUGGGACAAAGCUUAAGCCUUGUACUUGUGUAACAUUUAGGUCUAAAGCACUGUGCUGCCUGAAGGGUUUUGUCUGGGGAGGACAGAAGAAUUAAUGGGGACAUAAUCAUUGGGCAUGGCUGAGCUGGAGCUGAAUAUGAAUCUGCUUUCAUUCCCCAUAGAUCACAUCUGCACACUGAAUUAAAAGCAGCAGAAGUUAUUGACAGUGUGGAGAAUUGAUAUGUACAUAGUUCUAUAUUUAUAAAGCCUGUUCAAGGCACUGAGUAAAGCUCUUAUACCUCAACUGCAGUAUUUAUUUGCAUGCAAUGAAAUCAGUCAGCAAAGCUUACAAACUGUGAUGAUGUCUUACACUGGUGAACAUAGAAUAGUCCAUGUGAUGCCAUAAGAAGGAUGCUGUUCAUUUGCAUGGCUUCAGUUAAAGCAUUGAAUUUCAAGCUUUCUAAGAUCAGAUUUUCAGCAGGUGAUUCCAUGUGAGCUGUAGGAUGUCCAGAAUAGUUUUAUAGCACUGUCCCUAGUGCAUCUCACUUGAUCUUUUCUGCAGAAACUUGUCUGUUGCUUUUUAAACUUAGAGCAGAAUCACUGAAGCCAUAUUUACCCUAAAAUGGGCCAUACCUCCAGCAGCAUUCUCUAGAGAAGGUACAUUCUUUAGUAGCCUCAUGAGACUGCAGUAAAAGAUCAGGCUGUAAAAAAGGCUCAGAAAGAAGCAGCCACAUUUAAUUGGGAAUAGGAUCUGUAGAUACCUUGUGAAAGAAAUAAAAAUCAGGGUUAUGUCUGUAAAAUGUUUAAAGAAGAUUGCUGUACACUUUAUUUCCAUUUAUUUCAUUACUCUGUUAUGGAAAAGAAUCCCCACAGUGUGAAAUGCAGUUGUUGGGAUUUGUGCUCUGUUUUGUGACUGUUCACCAGUCAGCACCACUUUGGUCAGGUCUCUUAUACUCAGGACUUUUCUACUUGAAUUAGUUCCCUUCUCUCAGAAAUUAUUGGUUUGACCUUGCUAAUUCUAUGUGUAAUUAACUUGUCAAAAAUAACCCUGAUUUCUACCAGGGACAGUAAUGUCUAACUCAACAACAAGUGUUUGGUUAUCAGUGUCUUUGAUUGUCAGUCUUUCUCCUCCUGGGGAAAAGAAUGUGUCCAAUCCCCUUUGUCCUGCCAUGAGUUUGUCUUCUUUGCAUCUUGGAGAAAAACAAUAGAAUUCUAUAAAUUCUGCUCAUGUGGCCUUCCUUAAAAUUCUUUCCCUUGGUGUUUUCCUGUAUGAGAUUUUUCCCCCAGCUGUUGUUUUUCAUAGAUUUAAAUAUUCUGAACAAUCUGCACUUGUGCCUUAAUAAUGUAGAUCUCAUUUUUAAAAAUUACAUUAAACAACAUGAAUUUAGCCUUGAAAGGAGAGCAUGAGGAGAUCACUCCAGCCAGGCAUCCUAGGACUUAACUGUGUGUUUUGUAGAGUACCUGAACUAAUGCUUGGGGCAUUUAUGUGCUCUUUGUUCCACUACAGAGAGUGCUGUUAGAGGCCUGGGAGAAUGGCCUUUUAUGCUGUAUUUGCUUAGAGAAACCAGAUAAUCUCCCAAGUUUGUAACACACAGCAAAAAACAAGCAUCAGAACAAUUGCACUGAUACUUUUGUACAGUUUUGUUCUCUCUCUAUAUUAAUAACAUUAAACUUUACAAUGUAAGGAGUAGCAAUGAUGCUGUCUGUAAGUGUGGUGAGAGCAGCUUUUGUUUGAACAUUCUCAAACUCCCACCAUGAGUCCCAGAGGUCUCUCACUUAGCAGUGACUAAGCCUAUUAAACACUCCCAUGUGGAUGAGACAGUUGGAUUUCAGCAGUUAAACAUAAAAUAAAUAGCUAGACUUUAUUUUCCUUCCA